CACGAGCAAGUAUGAGGAAAAAGACACAUUGGCGGAAGACCCCAAACCCUUCCAAACUUGCCCCCCACGAAGAGGAACAAGAUGUUUUUCUUUCAGACGAGGACAUGGGCCUCCUGGAGGAGUAUGGCUCGUUCACAAGCUUCUUGACAAACCUCAAUCCAGAAGAGCUGACUCGCAAUGAGGUCUUGGAAGGACCGGACGCCAUAAUGCGGGCCAAAGGAAAAUUUCGCAUAUCUACUGGCGAGUCCGUCUCUGACAUUGACGAACAGGAUCAUUCUGACUUAGAAGCGUCCUAUGAGCAGCGACCGCGCCCUCUGAAGCGGGACUGGAAGGAAGAAGGAAAGACGAGAUUACCAGUUAGAGGCGAAGAUGGCCAGCUGAGAGCGCAACAAGUUGUUGUUAUUGAAGAAGCAGGUAGACAUGAAGCCGGAGGAUGAAGAGAGUGAUGAAGAAGUGGAUCUACCACCCGUUGCCAAAAAGGAAAGGGUGGAAAAGCCAAAGGCACCGAAGAAUGAAUCAAACGAUACUCAACCAAAGGCGCAACCAAAAAGCCGGGCCGGACGACUGGUCGACGCUCAGGAGAAAUUGGCGGAGAUUGCGUCGACCAUCAUCGAAGAUCCCGAAAAGCAUAUCGCACAUCUAAAGAAUCUUCGACAAAUUGGUGGUGACAAAGACGUCCAAAUCAAAAAACUGGCCUUGUUGACCCAGCUCGCUGUAUACAAGGAUAUCAUCCCGGGCUACCGUAUUCGUCAGUUGACGGAAGAAGAGCAAACCAUGAAAGUGUCAAAGGAUGUUAAACGGCUGAGGCAAUAUGAAGAAACCUUGCUCGCUAAUUACCAAGCCUACCUUCAGAUCCUUGAAAACACUGUUCAAGCGUCCCUCAAAUCAUCCGACUCUGACAAGGCCCUCCUCGUCAUCGCAAUCCAGUGCAUGGCGGACCUACUCACAUCUGUAACACACUUUAACUUUCGGCUCAACCUAUUGACUGCGGUCGUUGCUCGUAUGACUCUCAAAACCCCACCAGAAGUCGCUGUCAUCUGCUGCAAUGCGCUUUGUACUCUCUUUGACAAUGAUGAAUCCGGCGAAGUGAGCCUCGAAGCGGUGAAACUUAUUGCUAAGGCAAUCAAAGCCAAACACUUCAAUGUGCAAGAGGAGGUGCUGAGGACAUUUCUACACCUAAGGUUGAACCAGGAUCUUGCUGCUGGGAAUGAUCAGCCUGUGGAAAAGGAGCGAGGGACCAAGGACAGAGCUUCUAACAAGAGAAAAAGCACCGAGAAACACGUAUCACGCAAAAAGCGAAAGAUUGAAAAGCACAACAAGGAGAUUGAAAAGGAGUUUAAGGAGGCUGAGGCAGUUUACGAUCGAGAGGAAGUGAAGAAACGACACACGGAGACAUUGAAAUUUGUGUUUUUGACGUAUUUUCGGAUAUUGAAGAACGCACAGGCAUCUCCAUUGCUGCCUGCUGUGUUGGAGGGGCUCGCAAGAUUCGCACAUCUUAUCAAUGUCGAAUUUUUUGCCGACUUGCUGAACGUUUUGAAAAGGAUAUCUUUUGAACAAUAUCAGCAAUAUCUUGCGGGAGAUGUCGCAUCAGAAGCAGACACCCGAAGUGCAUUUCACUGCGUUAUUGCAGCUUUUCAACUUCUCAGUGGCCAGGGUGAAGCCCUUAAUCUGGACUUGAAAGACUUUUACAACUCCAUGUACACACAGCUGAUGCGCUUACCUAUGAACCCGGAGGCAGCGCUCGCGGUAGCCGGUACAGCAGCUACGACAAAAAGGCGGGCACAAAAGGCAAAGUCAUCGACGCUUGUGCAUAUUGAGAACCGAUCGGGUAGCGAAAUUGAGCUGGCGUUGCAAGGGUUCGAAUUGCUCUUUUAUAAGAAGCGACAGGUGCCCGCCGAACGCGUAGCAGCUUUCGUUAAGCGACUUGCAAUCGUGGCCCUUCAUCUCCCUGCAAAUGCCGUUUUAGCAUGUCUGGCCAUUAUUCGUUCCCUCAUCAUCCGAUUCCCCCGUUUAGAGUCUCUACUGGACGCCGAAGGCCGUUUGGGAACAGGUAUCUACCAACCAAUGCUGGACGACCCCGAGCUUUCAAAUCCCUUCGCUACCAAUCUAUGGGAAAUGACGCUCUUUAUGCAACACUAUCAUCCCACUGUUUCCUCUCUCGCCAAACACGUCACAUCCACGAUUGCUAUUACCCAGAAAGGCACCGCUCAUGUCACCAACGUCCACAAACCCCUCCCCAGCAAUCUUGCUUUACCACCAAGAGAUUUUCUCACCGCAUUUGAUCCCCAACCAGCGAUUGUCGGAAACCCACGGUUCCAUUUGGUCCCCGCGGCGGAGAUACCUGGUUCCAUUGCGUCGAUACUGAAGAAGAAGAAGGAGAAGGGCAUCAAAUACGCAGACGGUCCCACCGUGGUCCUCGAAAGUAGUUUCAUGGAGAAUCUGAGAGAGAGCACGGCCACCACUGAUGACAACAAUGUGUCCCUUGCAAAGUCUUUCAGAGAGAUGAAAGAAGUUGGUGAGCUGAAGGAGUUGGAGGCCGUGGCAAGCCGGUUGCGAAUCAUGGUGGAGCUUUUGAAGGAACAUGCCGCGAUGGACGACGAGCAUUCAGACAGCGGGGAGGAGCCAAAUGAGUUUGGUGUAGUAGAUAGUCAAAGUGAGGAAGACGGUGAGGACCAACGUUUUGAGGCACCACCAGCACCUCAACAGCUUAAAAAGCGACGAAAAUGUAUGGGUGGAACAAAAGGUCGACCUGGGGGUGGAUGGGUAGUGAAGGAUGUGACAGGUAGAUGAUUGUAUAUCAAAAUAUCUAUAUAGAAGCCACUAGGUAUAAGAACGCCCAACGCUGACGUGCGUUUUAAGCAAUUCUAGCUGGAAAAUACAUCAAAUGUGCUUCACCCAUCCUCUGGGGACUUGGCCACGUUACCCAG
Spizellomyces punctatus DAOM BR117 is the source of this 2927-nucleotide messenger RNA. RefSeq lists its product as uncharacterized. The record is from RefSeq and is a predicted model, not a curated record. NCBI's taxonomy places the organism in Eukaryota, Fungi, Chytridiomycota, Chytridiomycetes, Spizellomycetales, Spizellomycetaceae. Gene Ontology annotation, biological process: DNA replication initiation. Gene Ontology annotation, molecular function: chromatin binding. The coding region runs from base 421 to 2790 and encodes 789 amino acids. The transcript has 5 exons. Gene Ontology annotation, cellular component: nucleolus.